GGUAACCGAUUACCACGUCUUCACAUUUUGGAGCCAUCUCCUUUUCAGUCUCACCGCAUGUUUUUCUACCAAAUGUUCAUCUCACAAUAUCAAACUUUCGUUCGUCGUCCCUUUUUCUACCCUUUACAUUAUUAGGGAUGCCCAUCGUUCCGUAUACGGUUACGGCUGUACCUUAUACGGCCGUAUAUCAUAUGAGAAAAGGGCAACGAUACGGUACGGGUUUGACCGUAUCCCGUAUACGGGCAUCAUAUGAGAGGGUGCUGACCUGGAGCAAGCAUCCAUAUAAAUUUCACCUAUCCAUACAAUACCCGUACAAAUACGGCGUAAAAAUCGAUUUCCAAACCGCUGGCGGUACGGGUAUGGGCCCGUAUAUACAGUACCCGUAUCCGCCGUAUGUACGGGUACGAUGGGCAUCUCUAUACUUUAUUGCCAGCCGUUCGAUUCGACCCUGUGUCCACCAACUUCUGAUUCUAGCCAUUGUUUGUGAUAUAACGUCUUGGCCUCCAUUUCGUUGCUAUUUCUCAAGUUUACCUCUUUCGUCGCGGGUUCAUCAUUAUUUUCUCGUAGGUCCAUACUAGGGUGUCUAAAAUACUGCUACAGGAUAGUUCGGCGUCUUAUCAACGAUGGAUCUAGACUCGGAAGCUUUUUCCCGUUAACAUAUGCAGUGC
This is a messenger RNA of Guyanagaster necrorhizus, 668 nucleotides long. RefSeq lists its product as uncharacterized. NCBI's taxonomy places the organism in Eukaryota, Fungi, Basidiomycota, Agaricomycetes, Agaricales, Physalacriaceae. The record is from RefSeq and is a predicted model, not a curated record. The coding region runs from base 138 to 578 and encodes 146 amino acids. The transcript has 3 exons.